AUGGAGCGCAGUAAUAGCCCAAAGAGAAGGAAACUCGUAGGAAGUUUCCAUCCUGCGCAAACCGACUCGGGCGACGAUCUAGGCCCGUCCCUCAAGGCUCAACAUGCAUCCAAAGGCCGCUCCGCCAGACCGUCCGACAGAAGCCAUGGCCGCCUGCACCAGUCGAGGCCGCACCAGCAGGAGUUUGAUGGUCCGGAGCCUUUCUUCAACGACGAGGACACUGCAGCUAUGGACCGCGACUGGUACACCGGAGAUGAGUUUGGCCACACCUUUGGCGACGAGACGCAUAACCCUUUCGGUGGUGCAGAUGCUUCUUGGGCAGACAAGCAACGGGAGCAAGCACUGUUGGACAAGAAGUUGGGAAAGAGAAUGACAGCCAAGGCGGCGCAAAAGCAGAAGGAGGUAGACGCCUGGGAAGCCAAUCGAAUGCUCACAUCGGGGGUUGCGCAAAGGCGGGAUCAGCUUCAGGAUUUUGAUGAUGAUGAUGCCGUCAGGGUACAUUUACUGGUGCAUGACCUCAAACCUCCAUUUCUAGACGGGAAGACUGUCUUCACAAAACAACUCGAACCGGUGCCGGCAGUGCGGGAUCCUCAGAGCGACAUGGCUGUCUUCAGUCGGAAGGGGAGCAAGGUUGUACGAGAAAAGCGCCAGCAGAAAGAGCGGCAGAAGCAGGCACAGGAAGCUACAAAUGUCGCCGGUACUGCCUUGGGUAACAUAAUGGGCGUGAGAGAAGACGAAGGAGACAGCGCUGCCGCGGUACCAGGCGAGGAUAGCGGCAAGAGCAAAUUUUCCGCCCAUCUCAAAAAGAGCACCGGGAGCUCUGCAUUCAGCAAAAGCAAGACGUUAAAGGAACAAAGAGAAUAUCUGCCGGCGUUUGCGGUGAGGGAGGAAUUGAUGCGUGUGAUCCGAGACAACCAGGUCAUCAUUGUCGUUGGCCAAACAGGUUCGGGCAAAACGACACAACUGACUCAGUUUCUCCAUGAAGAGGGUUACGGAAAGCACGGCUUGAUUGGUUGUACACAACCUCGAAGGGUUGCUGCCAUGAGCGUUGCCAAGCGGGUAAGUGAGGAGAUGGAAGUCGAGUUGGGCGGACUGGUGGGAUAUGCUAUUCGUUUUGAAGACUGCACAAGCGAUGAGACGGUGAUCAAGUAUAUGACGGAUGGCGUACUGCUUAGAGAAUCCCUGACUCAACGAGACCUAGACAAAUACUCAUGUAUCAUCAUGGACGAGGCUCACGAACGCGCUCUCAAUACCGAUGUCCUAAUGGGCCUGAUCAAGAAAGUUCUCGCCCGACGCAGAGAUUUGAAACUGAUUGUCACAUCUGCCACCAUGAAUUCGGAGCGGUUUUCCCGCUUCUAUGGAGGAGCACCAGAAUUCAUUAUCCCGGGCCGCACAUUCCCGGUUGACAUUCAGUUCUCACGUUCGCCCUGUGAAGACUAUGUUGACAGCGCCGUCAAGCAAGUUCUCGCCAUUCAUGUCUCGCAGGGCACCGGAGACAUUCUCGUCUUCAUGACAGGCCAAGAGGACAUCGAGGUAACUUGCGAGUUGAUCGAAGAGAGACUCCGUCUGCUCGUGAAUCCUCCGAAACUCAUGGUGUUGCCGAUAUAUUCUCAAAUGCCUGCAGAUCUCCAAGCAAAGAUUUUCGAUCCUGCUCCUCCUGGUGUUCGUAAAGUCAUUGUUGCCACCAACAUCGCAGAGACCUCUCUGACCGUGGACGGCAUCAUGUACGUGGUCGACUCUGGGUUCUCCAAGUUGAAAGUGUACAACCCCAAAAUGGGCAUGGAUACGUUGCAGAUCACCCCUAUCUCGCAAGCCAACGCCUCUCAGCGCGCUGGUCGCGCUGGUCGUACCGGGCCUGGCAAGGCAUUCCACCUGUACACCGAGCAAGCGUUCAAGAACGAGUUGUACAUACAGACGAUUCCUGAAAUUCAGAGGACGAAUCUGGCAAAUACGGUACUACUCCUGAAAUCACUUGGUGUCAAAGACUUGUUGGACUUUGAUUUCAUGGACCCUCCGCCGCAAGACACAAUUACCACCUCCCUCUUCGACCUUUGGGCGCUGGGGGCGUUGGACCACGUUGGCGACCUCACGUCCAUCGGCCGCACAAUGACCGCAUUUCCGAUGGACCCCUCGCUGGCCAAGAUGCUCAUCACGUCCGCUAUCGAAUAUGGCUGUAGCGAGGAGAUGCUCACGAUCGUCAGUAUGCUAUCUGUACCGUCUGUGUUUUACAGGCCGAAAGAGAGGCAGGAGGAAUCGGAUGCGGCCAGAGAAAAGUUCUUCGUGCACGAGUCGGAUCAUCUAACACUUUUGCACGUGUACACUCAGUGGAAAAGCAAUGGAUACAGCGACGGCUGGUGUGUUCGGCACUUCUUACACCCCAAAGCGCUGCGUCGUGCAAAGGAGAUUCGGGAGCAAUUACACGACAUCAUGGUUGGUCAACAAAAGAUGGAGCUCGUUUCGUGCGGGACAGACUGGGAUGUCAUACGGAAGUGCAUUUGCUCCGGAUACUAUCAUCAGGCCGCCCGUCGGCGAGGAGUUGGAGAGUACAUCAACCUACGCACCAGCGUCACAGUCCAGCUUCAUCCCACCUCCGCUCUUUAUGGGCUUGGGGAUCCGCCCGAUUACGUUGUCUACCACGAACUGAUCUUGACUAGCAAGGAGUACAUGAGUUGUGUCACCGCGGUGGAUCCGCACUGGCUGGCAGACCUCGGUGGUGUCUUCUACAGCUUGAAAUCAAAGGAGUAUAGUGCUAAGGACAAAAGGAUCAUUGAGAGCGAGUUCAACCGUAAAAUGGAGAUCGAGAGGCAAAUGGCCGAGGAUCGAGCCAAAGAGGAAAGGAGGCGCCAGGAGGAUGAAGAGAAAGAGCGCUUGUUGAUCGGAAGGCCCAAAAGUAGUGGACCCGUGGUCAAGAAGAUGGGCACCAAUGGAGUGGUCAAGAAACCGAUGGUCCCCAGAAGGCGGAUGGGAUUUUGA
Molecule: messenger RNA, 2973 nt
Organism: Fonsecaea erecta
Lineage: Eukaryota; Fungi; Ascomycota; Eurotiomycetes; Chaetothyriales; Herpotrichiellaceae
Product: adenosinetriphosphatase
Exons: 2
Coding region: 1-2973 (990 amino acids)
Biological process (GO): mRNA splicing, via spliceosome
Cellular component (GO): intracellular anatomical structure; spliceosomal complex
Molecular function (GO): RNA binding; ATP binding
Source: RefSeq, a predicted model, not a curated record